Baudoinia panamericana UAMH 10762 is the source of this 3405-nucleotide messenger RNA. RefSeq lists its product as uncharacterized. Bases 1 to 3405 code for a protein of 1134 amino acids. Gene Ontology annotation, molecular function: GTPase activity; GTP binding; 3-dehydroquinate dehydratase activity. The transcript has 7 exons. Gene Ontology annotation, biological process: small GTPase-mediated signal transduction. The record is from RefSeq and is a predicted model, not a curated record. Lineage: Eukaryota; Fungi; Ascomycota; Dothideomycetes; Mycosphaerellales; Teratosphaeriaceae.
AUGGCUCAACAAGACCAGCAAGUGAUAAGAAGAAAGCUGGUCAUCAUCGGCGACGGUGCCUGCGGCAAGACCAGCUUGCUUUCAGUCUUCACAUUAGGCUACUUUCCUACACGAUAUGUACCAACAGUCUUCGAGAACUACGUCACGGAUUGCCGAGUGGACGGCAAGUCAGUACAGCUUGCGCUGUGGGAUACAGCAGGUCAAGAAGAUUACGAGCGCCUACGGCCCUUAGCAUACAGCCAAGCACAUGUCAUUCUCAUCGCAUUCUCCGUGUCGAGUCCCGACUCGUUACACAACAUCACAACCAAAUGGCACCCGGAAGUCCUAGAACGAUGUCCAGGCGUCCCCAUAAUCCUUGUCGGCUUGAAGAAGGAUCUACGUGACGACCCGGUGGCACAGGAAGAAAUGCGCAAAAAGAGCGAGAAGUUCCUUACGUAUGAAGAAGGCGAGGACGUGCGGAGAAGGAUUGGCGCGAAGAAGUACCUUGAGUGCUCUUCGCUAACCGGCGAGGGUGUCGACGAUGUCUUCGAGGCGGCUACACGGCAAAGCUUGCUAAGUGGCGACCGGAAAGGGGACAAGGGAGGGUCGGAAGCGCAUGAUGUUUCUCUAUUAGCGGCGAUGGCGCAGCGGGCGUCUUGCACGUACUCGGUGUGGAGUUCGACGGCGCUAGUGUAUACGGAAGGCGUCAAGCAUUGUGAGGAGUUUGACGGUAGUGCUGUUCGGAACAUCCAGUCGGAGAAGGACGGUAGCCAGCCAAGGGAACGAAUGAGCAAUGUGUUUCGACAGCAUUAUGUAUUGGGACAUGCCUCGAACGAGAUGACGACGGUGCAUGCCGGUUUGAAGCGCUCCUUCGACCACUUUAGCGACGUCGACGGACGAAAGUCGACGCCUGCAUCACAUUCCUCCCACGAGACAACGCCGACUUCACGCCAACUUCUUGAGAACAAUCAAGCAAUCAAUGCGACGAAGGUUUGCGAUGUAUCAACUCAGGACUGGACCCAACUCCCACGUCAUGUGGACUUUAGCGGAAACGCGUCCAUCGUCCUAAUCGGCGUGCGAGGCGUCGGGAAAAGUUCCCUUGGAGUGCUUGCCGCUACUGCCUACGGUCGCCGCCUUGUGGAGACCGAGAAAGUCUUCGCAGAGGCUACUGGGACCAAUCCACAAGCUUUCCGGAAAUUGCACGGUGUCUCUGAAUACCGCAGACGGCACCGCGAAGUGCUCAAUCAUACGCUGAAGGUGUACGACCAAGGCGCUGUAAUCGUAUGCAGCUUCCUUGAUCUCGAAGAUCACGGAGCUGUUCUGCUACGCGACUAUGCGAAGAACCAUCCCGUUGUUCAUAUCACGAGGGACGUUGCUGGGAUCCAGGCUUAUCUACAGGUCUGGAGCUUUGAGCACGUGCAACAACUACUUCAAUCGAGUGGACCUCUAUUACGAUCAUGCGCGAACUUCGAGUACUUCAAUCUCUCUCAUAUUAACGCCUCGCCUGAACUAUAUGGCGGUGACAGCAAGGUGAAGCCAAGCGGGCUGUUCCUGACAUUGAAAAGCGCCGAACGGGACUUUCUUCGCUUCCUUAGGAGCGUGAUCGGAGAGUAUAAACACGCAGCAUCGCAUUGGACAUUGUACCCACUCUCUCAGAUUCCGCUGCACGAGCGAGCAUACACGCUCUGCUCGCAGGUCACUGUCAGCGAUGUCCUGGAUGAAGACGUCGAUCUGGACGAGGUGGUCGUAGGCGCUGAUGCCGUGGAACUGCUCGUUGGAUCGAGCUACAGCAAAGGACACAGCCUGGCCGAACUGGAUGCACUGAGGGUAGCCGAAGCAUUCGCAAGGCUUCGACAAGCGUCCAUUCUGCCUAUAGUUCUGACCGUCAUUGAUAUGAACGGGCCGCUGCAUAGCCCUGUGACUGCCCUUGUGCACUACUCCUUCCGGUUAGCGCCCGACUAUUGCACUAUACCAGUAGAGUGCGACGGCCAAAAGAUCCGCUCUCUAAUCAGCAGUAAGGGGCAAACGAAAGUCAUAGUAAGCGCGCAAAUUGAACCCUUACCAGAGGGCGGGUGGAGCGACCGAGCUGCUUCCGCGUUUCAGAGCCGUAUUGCUGGGCUUGGUGCUGAUAUUGCCAAGGUUACCAUGUCCGCUCGGAGUGUGACGGACUGCUGGGCGGUAAACACUUUCAGGGAGAAGGCAAGCUUGAGCAGCACGAAGACAAAGCUCAUGGUCUAUUUGACCCACAAGGAGGGAAGGCUAUCGAGAUGCUUCAACCCGAUCAUGACGCCAAUCAAGCCAGCGUCGAGCCGCUUCAAGCGUACUGGCCGAGAAGACGACACGCUGACGGUCAGGGACGUGCUUACUGUCUUCUUUGCGUCUGGCCUCUACAGCCCGUUGCACUUCAUGAUCUACGGCGCAAGUGUCAGCUUCUCCCUGUCUCCGGCGAUGUUCAAUGCUGCGUUUGCGGCCUACGGAAUGACGCAUCAGUACGGUACGCACUCGUCGCCCACUCUGGACGAUUUCGAAAAGCUGUCAAAAGAGCACCGCUUCGGUGGCGCAGCUGUAGUGCAACCCUACAAGACUGGCAUAGUCCCUUUAAUGGACGGCUUGAGCUCACAUGCGAAGGCGAUCGGCGCUGUCAACACAAUCAUACCAGUGCGGCAGCUUAACGAAGAUGGCUCGAUUCCAGACCAAGCUUCUUUGCUGCAGCAGAUGAAUCGAAGCGGACCCGUGAAGGCGCUUUACGGAGAGAACACGGACUGGAUCGGCAUUCGUGUCUGCCUCAGACGAGGUCUUUCCCACGCGAACAGUGUUCGACCGCAGACCACAGCUUUGGUGUGCGGCGCCGGUGGGCAUGCUCGCAACAGCAUCUACGCCAUGCUCUCGUGCGGCGUGCGGAAUAUCUUCAUCUGCAACCGGACAUUGAGUCGAGCACACGCGCUUGCUGAUCAUUACAAUCAGCUCCUGGAAGAACAAAGCAUGGCUGGCCUAGAUCCUGAAGACGCCCCGCAUAGCCGUGUCAGGGUAAUCGAAAGCUUCACAAGCACUUGGCCCAAAAACUUUCGCCAACCUUCUAUGAUCGUGUCCAGCAUACCGACUCAGCUUUCAGACGGAUCUCCAAUCGACUUUGCACUGCCAGAUGCUUGGCUGAGGAGUCCUACAGGUGGCGUAGUGAUUGAGCUUGCCUACCAUCCGAUGGUCACGCCCAUUGUACGUCAGAUGCGAGCUCUCGCGCGUAGAGGCUGGAUCUUUAUGGAUGGAUUCGAUGUAUUGCCGGAGCAAGCAUUCUCACAGUUUGAGUUUCUGACUGGUCGGAGGGCUCCCCAAAAACUGAUGAGACAGCAGGUGAUCAACCGUUACCGGCAGGAACAGGAGAGCUUGGCCGCGUCAGUCAACAUGGAUCCAAAUCCGCCUGCCACUUGA